Messenger RNA from Helobdella robusta, 876 nucleotides. RefSeq lists its product as hypothetical. The coding region runs from base 1 to 876 and encodes 291 amino acids. Lineage: Eukaryota; Metazoa; Annelida; Clitellata; Rhynchobdellida; Glossiphoniidae. The record is from RefSeq and is a predicted model, not a curated record. The transcript has 3 exons.
AUGGUCGUUGACCAUAACCAAUCUAAACUUGAUGUACUUGAUCGUUUUGAUACUGUUUUACGCGAGGAAAUUAAAAUUUUUAAAAAUGAAAUAAAAGAAACAUUUUCUAGCAUUGUCAGCAAGGAAGUUAAAUUGAAUGUUGAAGUAAUUAGAAGUGAUGUCAAAUCAAUCCAGAAAACUUUACAAGAAGCUAGUGAUGUUAAAGAAAGAGAAGCAAAUUUAUUGAUGUUUCGUUUAGCUGAAAGUGAUGAUGAUCGUUCCAAUGUUUUGAAAAUUUUAAAGCAUUUGACAGAUGUUUCUGAAAAAUAUGUAAUCAAAAUAAUGAGACUGGGAGGGAAAUGCGAAACUGUCGUUAGACCCAUUUUGAUAAAGUUAGAUUGCGUUUUACUCAGAGACUCAAUAAUGAGAAAUGUAUAUAAAUUCAAGUCGUUAAAAGAAUUUUCACAUGUUAGACUGAACUAUGAUUUAACAAAGGAUCAGAGGCAGGAAUUCAAAUCAUUUGUUGAUAAAGUUAAAGUUAUGGAGAAGAAAACAAUCAAAAUUGAUCUGAUUAUUUGUUCUCAAGAUUUUCAAAUUUCGGAUAUUAAGAUUUUUCCCAAUGCAGAUGCUGGAUUAUUUUCAGAGCUGUUGCAAAAUAUUGAAGUUGAAUGUAGUAUUUCAUUGCCAAAUGAAAAAUGGAAACUUCACAACAACGUCGCUUCAUUAAAUUCAUCAAGAAACUUUGACGUCGAUUAUAUACAAAAAAAUGAUUUCAAUGAUGAAAUUGGUGAUAAUAUAAAACUAAUAAAGAAGAAAUUAAAUCUGCCAUUAUUUGGUGUAGUUGACCAGAAGCUUAAUAUAAGCCUGUAUGGCCACCCGAGACACAGGAAAAAUUGA